UGAUGCAUAAUUUACAGAAAGAAAGAGAGUGUGUAGGCGAGGCCUGAGCCCAUGGGAAAGGAAAGAGGCAACGCAUAAAACUCACGCCGACGAUGAGUCAACACGCGAGUCAACUCGAGCCUCUCUUUAUUUAAGAAAUAGUUAAUUUCUAAAAUUAAGAGAGACCAAACCACCAUAAUUAAAUCACUCUCCUCUCCUCCUUUCUCGCUCUUAAUCUAAAAAUCUUUCUCUUCUUUUUCAACAUUUCAAGUCCACAAAACAAAUCUGCAAUUCUGUCGGUGCUUUUAUUUUUUUUUUUUUUUUUGGUUUCCUCAUCAUCUCCAUCAAGAUCCGAGUGUACAACGAUGACAAUUACCAACGGCGAUGUGAAAUCUGAGACCUGCAACAAUGGCUUCACUGUGAAAAAACCUUUCAGGAUCUUUGUUGGUUACGAUCCACGCGAAGAUCUUGCUUACCAAGUCUGCCGUCAUUCAAUCACCAAGAGAUCUUCAAUCCCUGUAGAGAUCAUUCCGAUUGUUCAAUCAGAUCUUCGAAAGAAAGGUUUGUAUUGGAGGGAAAGAGGUCAGUUGGAGAGCACUGAGUUCUCUUUCUCUCGUUUCUUGACUCCUCAUUUGUCCGAUUACGAUGGUUGGGCUAUGUUCGUCGAUUGCGAUUUCCUCUACCUUGCUGAUAUCAAGCAACUUACUGAUUUGAUCGAUGAUAAAUACGCCAUCAUGUGUGUUCAACAUGAUUACGCUCCUAAAGAGACUACUAAGAUGGAUGGUGCGGUUCAGACCGUGUACCCGAGGAAGAACUGGUCUUCUAUGGUGCUUUACAACUGUGGUCAUCCUAAGAACAAGACCUUGAACCCUGAGACUGUCAACACUCAGACUGGUGCUUUCCUCCAUAGGUUCCAGUGGCUUGAGGAUGAAGAGAUUGGCUCUAUCCCGUUUGUGUGGAACUUCCUUGAGGGUCACAAUAGGGUUGUUGAGAAAGAUCCAACUACGCAGCCUAAGGCGGUGCAUUAUACUCGAGGAGGGCCUUGGUUUGAUGCUUGGAAGGAUUGCGAGUUUGCGGAUCUCUGGUACAAUGAGAUGGAAGACUACAGCAAAGAGAACAAGAAAGAAGCUGACAAGGCGAAUUAGAAAGAAGAAGAGGUAUGUUGUUUCUUACCACCAACACGAGUAUUGCACUUCCUUAAAGAUUUCCUUACAUGUUUUAUAUAUAAGCUUGGCUCUGUAGAGCCACGGAUCAUUAGUCUUGUGGAGGGCUGUGGAGUUUUAUCUCAUUGAAUUUGUUAAAUCAUUCGCAACACUACCAGUAUUAAGAUCAUAUAUGGCCCUAUUAGUUUGUUUCUUAUGGUUGUACCUUUAAUUAAAGGUAGUUUAUUUGUAAAAUUGCUCUCAAAUUAAGCAACUUAUUUGAUAUGUGACUAAGUGACAUUAUGAAGCAGUUCUUUUCAGUUUA
This is a messenger RNA of Camelina sativa (false flax), 1446 nucleotides long. Its product is annotated as protein CDI. NCBI's taxonomy places the organism in Eukaryota, Viridiplantae, Streptophyta, Magnoliopsida, Brassicales, Brassicaceae. The record is from RefSeq and is a predicted model, not a curated record.